This is a messenger RNA of Pelecanus crispus (Dalmatian pelican), 904 nucleotides long. The record is from RefSeq and is a predicted model, not a curated record. NCBI's taxonomy places the organism in Eukaryota, Metazoa, Chordata, Aves, Pelecaniformes, Pelecanidae.
UGAAGAAGAGGAAUACGAUGAGCCUCCCCGCUGCAAGGCAGGACAAGAUAUUGUGCUGCAGUCACCUGUCGACUGGGUGCUGUUGGAUGGCCGAGAAAGCUCAGAUGACCACGGAAUUGUGCAGUACGAGUGGACGCUGCUGCAAGGUGACUCAUCGGUUGAAAUGAAGGUACCACAGCCAGGAACACUGAAACUGUCUCACGUCCAGGAAGGCGGGUAUAUUUUCCAGCUAACUGUGACAGACACUGCAGGUCAGCGGAGCUCUGACAACGUCUCUGUGACCAUUCUGCCCAUGGUUCAUUCUGCAGUAGCCUGUGUUGGGGUUUGCUCUCGCUACCAGUUUCUGUGUGAUGAUGGCUGCUGCAUUGACAUCACGUUUGCUUGCGAUGGCGUGAGACAGUGCCCUGAUGGAUCGGAUGAAACUUUCUGCCAGAACUUCGGCCCAGGCCGGAAGACGGUGACUCACGUGGCUCUUGGCACUACCCAGCAAAGGACUGUAGGACUGACAGAAAACACAGAUGAAAACUUCUCUGCAGAAAACACUCUGAAAGCCACUGCCAGAAAUCAACCGCUUCUUUCAGUAGAUGCAGACAUCUCUAACCAAUCGCUUUCUCAGGGACUAAAACAAAUCAGUGGAUUUGUGCCAGAUAAUAGUUCCUCAGGGAAAAGAACAGAUGAUAAAAAUGGGAAUGGCAUAAUUGUGCCAAAGAGAGAUCAGUUUGGAGGUGGUCGUCCAGUCCCAGAAACAGGUGCUGUGUUACCCUUAGCCUUAGGCUUGGCCAUCACUGCUUUACUGCUGCUUAUGGUUGCUUGCAGACUGCGUUUAGUGAGACAGAAGCUUAAAAAAGCUCGACCCAUUACAUCUGAAGAGUCUGAUUACCUCAUCAAUGGGAUGUAUCUCUAA